AUGGAAGCCGCGGGACGACAUAUGGCGCGUGUUCCCCGCGCUAAUUCGCGUUUAAGAGAUUGCCAUCAAUACGAGGAGCUCUGUGUGUCUCAUCCAUUAGGAACAAAUGGUGUUAUUGAGAGUGGCCGGCGCGGCGAACUGCCUCCCGGACGGAGUAACUUACGGCCGGAGAACGCAGCGCUAAUCGAAGAUCAUUAUCACCCGCGGUUCAAUCAGAAACAUGAUUAA
This is a messenger RNA of Arctia plantaginis, 228 nucleotides long. NCBI's taxonomy places the organism in Eukaryota, Metazoa, Arthropoda, Insecta, Lepidoptera, Erebidae. The record is from the annotation of a GenBank genome assembly.